Molecule: messenger RNA, 1305 nt
Organism: Torulaspora delbrueckii
Lineage: Eukaryota; Fungi; Ascomycota; Saccharomycetes; Saccharomycetales; Saccharomycetaceae
Exons: 1
Coding region: 1-1305 (434 amino acids)
Biological process (GO): cardiolipin acyl-chain remodeling
Cellular component (GO): mitochondrial inner membrane
Molecular function (GO): A2-type glycerophospholipase activity
Source: RefSeq, a predicted model, not a curated record
AUGGUGAUACCUGUAAGGUUGGUGAUCGGAAGAGGAGGUAGAAGAGGUUUUGCCAGUACUUUGGUGGCUUUAAGAGAACGAACUCUUCAACAAAAGGUAUUCAACCGAUUAUUGCGACCUCCAAGAAAGAUCACCAAGGAAGAAAAGAGUGCUAAAUCUUCAAUAAAAAUGUGGCUAGCUCAUUGGAAUAACGAAAAGGAGACUGAGAGGGAGCUGAAAGAUUUCCAGGAUUUGAUUAUGGUGAAUGUAGACGUCGCUGGCACAAAGGAUAAUCAGAUAGUGGCCCAUGGGAUAAAUCAGUGGCAUUUCAACAACCCAGCAGCUACAGCGAUAACUACGCCAACUUUACUGAUCCACGGUUACGCAGCCUCAUCGAUGGCAUACUAUAGGAACUUUACCGGUUUGUCGCAGACGGUGACCGAUUUGUAUGCUAUAGACUUACCAGCUAAUGGGCUAUCGGCGGAGCAACCAUUCAAGCUUAAUGGCGACAAGCCUCGAUCUCUUAAAGUGAAGUAUUUGGACAAUGACAAGUUUUCGGUUCAACAUGUAAUUGAUGAAUCGGGGACUAAGCAAAUGAUUCAGCAGUGCGAAAGUUAUUACUUGGACAAGAUAGAGGAGUGGAGAAAGGUUAACAAACUCGAGAAGAUCAACUUGGUGGGCCACUCGUUUGGAGGGUACUUAUCGUUCAAAUAUGCUCUCAAGUAUCCGAACUCAAUUGAAAAACUAUGCCUUGUAUCACCAUUGGGAGUGGAAACAAGUAUCUAUUCGGUCAAUAACAAAUUGGAAAAGAAUACUAAAUACGCGCUGGACUUGGAGGAUCCAACUUCCAACUUCUAUACUCGAAGAAGGGAGAUUCCAAAGUUCAUAUUCAAGAACCAAUCCGAAAUUCUGAGGUGGAUGGGACCUUUGGGAGCUAAAAUGUGUUGGAAUUACAUUCUAUCAGCAUAUAGCCGUAUACCCGAAAUGGAGUACAAAAGCUAUAUUUUCGAACUUCUUUAUGGGAAAGGUGGCAUUGCUCCAACCGCAAGGCAAAUCUUUACAAACUUGUUUACUAGGAAUUUACUAGCGAAGGACCCAAUCAUGGACUCUUUAGGUCAAUUGCAGGCCAAAAAAGUUCUACUGGUAUAUGGUGAUCAUGACUGGAUGAACAAGUAUGCAGGCUACAAAUUGGUGGAGCGCCUCAAUACCAUACGAAACAACACCAGUGCACAAUAUAUCGAAGUGCCUGAAUCCGGGCACAAUCUAUUUCUUGAUAAUCCAACUUUCUUCAACGCUUCCUUGACUGAAUUUCUUUCAGCCAAAUAG